This is a messenger RNA of Oncorhynchus keta (chum salmon), 2539 nucleotides long. RefSeq names its product NACHT, LRR and PYD domains-containing protein 12-like. Lineage: Eukaryota; Metazoa; Chordata; Actinopteri; Salmoniformes; Salmonidae. Gene Ontology annotation, molecular function: protein binding. The record is from RefSeq and is a predicted model, not a curated record. Bases 1157 to 2497 code for a protein of 446 amino acids. The transcript is spliced from 7 exons.
UGUUAUGGAGUCAGGGGAUCCAACCAGGUAGACUAGCUGUUGUUAUGGAGUCAGGGGACCCAACCAGGUAGACUAGCUGUUGUUAUGGAGUCAGGGGAUCCAACCAGGUAGACUAGCUGUUGUUAUGGAGUCAGGGGAUCCAACCAGGUAGACUAGCUGUUGUUAUGGAGUCAGGGGAUCCAACCAGGUAGACUAGCUGUUGUUAUGGAGUCAGCUAGUGGGGAUCCAAAUCAAAUUAAUAAUAUUGGACUGUGUAUGUUUAAAUGCAACAAGAAGUAUCUGAACUCUGACCUCUGACAAUAAAAGUGUUGUCAUUGUUAAUGGUUUUUCAAUGUUCAGACAUACUGUUCUGUUAUUUCUUAUUGUAGAUGAGUGAGCUGUGACUUACAUCAAAAACGAGUCUCUCUGGGGAGACAGAGGGGACCACUGCCUCUAAAAUGAGUCUCUCUGGGGAGAGAGAGGAGGGGACCACUGCCUCUAAAAUGAGUCUCUCUGGGGAGAGAGAGGGGGGGACCACUGCCUCUAAAAUGACUCAAGACACCAGUUCAAAGAGUGUCCAGAAGCCCAGAGCAGAGUCACCUACAACCAGCCUGCUAUCAAUGAAGAGUGAUCAGCCAACUGCUUUCAGCCAGGAACCAUUACCAGAUGACAAUAAGGAAGUGGAGAGUUUGGACAGUGAGGAUGCAUUAAAGAUCACACACAACCUUCUGGACAGAAGAAGUAAGACUGUGCAAGCAGUAAGCAGUCACUAAGGGUCAAGAUUAUUAUGAAAACAGCCGAUUCAAAUUCUGGUCAUGCAAGUUGAAGCCUGACAAGUUGACGCUAAUCGAUGAUAAUAAUUCCGAUGAUGAUGAUUCCGAUGAAGACAAAAAGGAUGACAAUGAUGAAGAGGAGUCAAUCCAGUUGUCUGACUUACACAGGAGAGCAGUGGACCAGGCCUUGAAGAGUGAGAAUGGACACCUGGACCUGUUCCUCCGCUUUCUUCUGGGUCUCUCACUGGAGUCCAAUCAGAAUCUGUUACGAGGCCUUCUGACACAGACAGGAAGUACAACACAGACCAAUGAGGAAGCAGUUAAGAGAACAGUCAGGUACCUAUCAGACAACAUCAAGUACGAAUCCUCACCAGAAAGGAUCAUCAACUUGUUCCACUGUUUGAAUGAACUUGGUGCCAACUCUUGUUGAAGACAUGCAGAACUCCCUGCGUUCAGGAACUCUUUCAGAAACAAGACUAAAACCUGACCAAUGUUCAGCCCUGGCCUACCUGUUACUGAUGUCAGAGGAGGUGCUGGAGGAGUUUGACCUGAAGACGUACAACACAUCAGAGAAAGGUUAUCAGAGGUUGCUGCCGGUCGUGAAAACCUGUAAGAGAGCACUACUAGAUCACUGUAAGCUCACAUAUAAAUCCUGUGAGACUCUGGCCUCAGCUCUGCAGACACCAAACUCCCCCCUGAGAGAACUGGACCUCAGCUACAAUGACCUGGAAGACAGAGGAGUGGAGCUGCUCUGUGAUGGACUAACCAGUCCACUCUGCAACAUACAGACACUAGUUCUGGGUCAGUGUGGUCUGACAGAGGGUUGCUGUUCAGAUCUGGCCUCAGUCCUGAGUUCACCCAACUCACAACUGAAACAACUGGAGCUGAGAGACAAUGACCUGCAGGACUCAGGAGUUACACUGCUGUCUGCUGGACUGGAGUAUCCAGACUGUAAACUACACACACUGGGGCUGUCUGGCUGUCUGGUCACAGAGGAGGGCUGUGCUGCUCUGUCAUCAGCUCUGAGAUCAAACCCCUCCCACCUGAAAGAGCUGGACCUGAGCUACAAUCACCCAGGAGACUCUGCAGGGGGACUGCUUUCAGCUGCUCUGGUGGAUCCCACAUAUAAACUGAUGAAGCUGAAUGUGGAUCAUGGUGGAGAGGGCAGGCUGAAAUCAGGGCCGCGGAAAUAUGCCUGUCAUCUCACCCUGGACCCAAAUACAGUAAACCCACACCUGAGACUGUCUGAGGGGAACAGGAAGGUGACACGGGUGGUGGAGAAGCAGCAUUAUGAAGACCAUCCAGACAGAUUUGACUUUCAUUGCCAAGUUGUCUGCAGUGAAGUGAUUUCUGGAGGUCGUUAUUACUGGGAGGUGGAGAGGGAUGGUGACAUGGCUGACAUUGGUGUGGUGUACAAAGGAAUGAAGAGGAAGGGACAGGAGGAUGACAGUUGGAUUGGACUCAAUAGGAAGUCCUGGUGUUUAUACUGCUAUGAUAGUGCUUAUGAAUUUAUCCAUGCUGGAGUCAGCAGAUCCAUCUCUGGUCGUUAUUCUCACAGAGUUGGAGUGUAUCUGGACUGGCCGGCUGGUACUUUGUCCUUCUAUAGUGUGUCCUCCUCUGGUACACUGACACACCUUCACACAGAACACAUCACAUUCACUGAACCACUCUAUCCUGGAUUUGGGGUUUACUCCUCCUCCUCAGUGACCCUGUGUCAGAUACAUGACCAUCACAUUCAGAGGUGAGUCAUAGCGAUGUUUCAUCAUUUGUUUUCCUCUGGAAUCAUU